Messenger RNA from Teleopsis dalmanni, 1622 nucleotides. Its product is annotated as SET domain-containing protein SmydA-8-like. Gene Ontology annotation, molecular function: protein binding. The record is from RefSeq and is a predicted model, not a curated record. Lineage: Eukaryota; Metazoa; Arthropoda; Insecta; Diptera; Diopsidae. The transcript is spliced from 7 exons. Bases 55 to 1599 code for a protein of 514 amino acids.
AUUCUUAUUUCAGAAAAUAAGCUGUUUAGUCUUAUUUAUUAUAAGAAGUAGAAAAUGAAUAAGUGCACGAUCUGUGAGAAAGAAACUAAAAAUAAAUGUUCUAAUUGUUCACAAGCAUUUUAUUGCACUGCCGAACAUCAAAAACUUGAUUGGAAAAAUCACAAAAGUAAUUGCCAUCCAUUUAAGAUUGCACAAGAUGAAGAAAUUGGGCGAUAUCUAACCACAACACGUGACAUUAAACCAUUCGAAAUUAUAUUGCAAGAAGAACCUCUGGUACGGGGUCCUUCACAAAUCACUGCACCGGUAUGUUUGGGGUGUUUAAAUACAAUUGAUUCAAAUCAAUACAUAAAUUGUGAAAAAUGCAAUUGGCCGAUAUGUGAGGAGCAAUGUGGGAAUUGCUCAGAACAUAUAGCAGAAUGUGCUUUUUUUUCUCAAAGGGAAUACAAGGUGAACAUUAAGGAAUUUAUUAAUCCUCAUCCGCUGUAUCAGUGCGUUAGUAUCAUAAGGUGCUUACUACUAAGUGAAUCAAAUCCACAUAAUUGGAAUAAAUUUGAACAAUUAGAAUCAUUAGAAGAAAAACGUAGGGGAUCCAUGCAAUGGAAAGCAGAUGUAGACCACAUUGCCGCUUUUAUACCAAAAUUCUUUAAAACGACCAAAUAUUCUGAAGACCACAUUAUGAAGUGUGUAGGCAUUUUUCAAAUUAACGGGCAUGAAGUCCCAACAUCUGAUCCUCCACAUGUUGCUGUUUUUCAUAAAGCCUCAUAUCUUGAGCAUUCAUGUACUCCAAAUUUGGUAAAGACCUUCACAAAAAAGGGAAAGAUCAUUUUAUGGGCGUUAAAACCUAUCAAGAAAAAUACUCAUCUUAGUAUAUGCUAUACGGAUGCUGUAUGGAAUACUGCUGAGAGACAAAACCAUUUAAUGCAAACGAAGCUCUUUGUAUGCAAAUGUGAACGAUGUGUUGACGUAUCAGAGUUAAACACAAAUUACAAUGCAAUCAAAUGCGGAAAUGCUGAUUGUAAAGGCUUAGUGUUGCCAAGUGACCCAAAGUGUUUGGAUGCAGUUUGGAAUUGCAACAGGUGCAACCGCUCAGAAGAAAAAUUUAGUGUUAAUAGAAAAUUGGAGCAAGCUAAAGCGGACUUACAAGCAAUGGAUAAAACAGCAAAAAAUUGUUUGAGAUAUUUAAAUCACUAUCAGAAGUGGCUACCAUCAUUUCACUAUUAUAUGUGUGAAGUGAAAAUUCAUUUAGUUCAGCUCUUGGGAAAAGAUCCAAAAGAAUUGAUGGUAUUAUCCGAAGAACACCUCAAUAUGAAAAUAACAUAUUCAAAAGAACUUAUUAACCUAUAUGAAAUACUUGCUCCCUGUGAAGUAAGACUUCUUGGUACCUUAUGUUUUGAACUUCAUUCUGCUAUUGCUGAACAGACUAGACGGAUCUCCUCGCAAAUGAACACAACACCAAAAGCAUUAUUGGAAGAAUCCCUACAUUACGUUGAGAAAUGUGUAAAUUAUUUGCAGUAUGAAUCAAAUAUAUUUAUUGAAGGCCACAUAUUGCAACAGGCAAGAAUCAAUAGAGAUGCCUUAAAUAUGGUCUUAAAACUAUGAAAUGUUAAAUAUAAUAAAAAUGA